Molecule: messenger RNA, 5114 nt
Organism: Grus americana (Whooping crane)
Lineage: Eukaryota; Metazoa; Chordata; Aves; Gruiformes; Gruidae
Gene: ADAR
Product: adenosine deaminase RNA specific
Exons: 15
Coding region: 1073-4564 (1163 amino acids)
Biological process (GO): RNA processing; adenosine to inosine editing
Cellular component (GO): cytoplasm; nucleolus
Molecular function (GO): tRNA-specific adenosine deaminase activity; double-stranded RNA adenosine deaminase activity; double-stranded RNA binding
Source: RefSeq, a predicted model, not a curated record
CCUGGCCUCGCCGCUAAAGCCUGGGCCCAGGCGGGCCCUCAGCGGCGCCGGGGGUGUCCGCGGGCCUCCCGGGAGGAACUGAGCCGCGUCCCCAGCCCGCGGGUGUCAUCCGGCUCCCGCCGGGCCUGGUGACACGGGCGGGAUGGGGACGCGCUGGGCCCAGGCCGCGAUUCGGCCUCCAGGAGCGCGGGCAGCCCCGGGCGCUUCGGGGACGCGGCGCGAUCGUGUCCCGGCAGCCCCGGGGCUCUGUCGGGGCCGGGGGUUCGGUAGGGCGGGGUGUGCCCUCCCCGGCGUGGAAUAAAGUGUUUUCCUUGGUGCCGCUCUUGUGCUCGAGUCCCGGCCUGGGGGAGCCGGCUCGGUACUCGCGGCGGCCCCGUCUCCCAGCCCGCACGGUGCCUUCGGGGACCUCUGCGCUGGCUCGUCGUGGUUCUGCUCGGGGAAGCGGUGUGAGGCGGGUAGCGCGUAUCCUGCCCUGGCUCUUGGGAUUUAUUUUUAUUUUUCCUCUCUCUUUUUUCGAGGAGUAGUUUAAGGUGACAGUUCUUCCCGCAACCCCUCUCCAAACCGGGAGAGAAGCUGCCUCUCCGGUGCGGACCAGGAUCCUGUCCCAGCGACAGCUCGUUGCUGGCCGGGGACUGUAAAUCACCGCAGGUACCGGGGGAAGGAGCUUCCCUCCCGGUCCAGGCCCAGCUGUGGCCGCCGUUGGGAAGGAACUGGGGGCUCGGAGUGCUCGGGGAGCCCCAAAUCCUGCCUCACGCUGGGGAAAAGCCGCAUCCCCUCCCUGGGCCAGGCGGGAGGCCGCUGUGGGAACGGGAACCGAAACCGAAACGGAGCUCGCAGCCAUCUUGCUGGGCUGACGGGUUGCCUGCAGCCUGCCCGGCGCCGCCUCUUCUCCCCGGGAGAUGUUCUGCGGUUCAGAGUUUCUUUUUUUCCGUUUAUUUUCUCACAAAAUAAGGGAAUUUGAGGUAUGGAUGAGACUGAGCAGGCACCUGCUCAGGACAGCAGAGUGAAUCGCAGCUCCCUUUCUUCUGGCGCGCAGGUGGCCCGAUUCACGCGUGUGUCCUAGCAGUGCGCUAUGAACAGAGGCACUGGUCGAGGCAGAGGCUCAUAUCUUACUCAGUCAAGACAUAAAUGCCCCAGCACUAAUCAAGUUUUUUUUAACCGUCCUCAUCCCCCACGAGAAACUAAUCAGUUAAACUUUUUACACCACCAGUUCCUAACAGAGCAGGACACUGAGGUCUGUUUGCUUCAGGGACAGGGAUCAUACCAAAACUCACGCGUCAGAGGCGUGCGAGCUGUGGCACCGGCUCCUGCAGAGAGAUGGCAACCCAGCUGCAGCAGAGGAGGAUGGCAUAGGUUCUCCAGCAAGCGUCCGUGGGUAGAAACUUUGCCACGUUAUUGCUCUUCUCAGUACCAUUGUCAGGACUCGGAGAGAGAUUCUGACACAAUCAGGCUGAAUUUCCAGAGACUGUCUCUUGCCGGGCAAGACUGCGAACAAGAAAUUCUGACUAUUUUCAGGCAGCUUGGGGAGGGGAAGACUUGUACAGUUCAUGAUCUUGCACGUAAACUUAAAAGUCAAAAGAAAGAGGUCAACCGGGUUUUGUAUAAACUCUUCAGAGAAGGCAAGUUGCGCAAAGGUGGAGAGACGCCGCCGCUGUGGAGGAUUGCCAGCCCACGCGCAGGGAGAGAAAGAAGCCCCGCUGACCACAGCGGUGGUCACGCAGAUCCAGCUUCUGAGAGCAGAGAGGAGAGCAGCGCGGUUGGCUCAGGAGGCACCGAUCCCAUGAUGGCUGAAACGAAGGACAAAAUCUGCAACUAUUUGUUCAGCGUGGCAGAAACAACGGCGCUCAACCUUGCCAAAAACAUUGGGUUUUCGAGGGCCAAGGAUGUUAAUGCCUUUCUUAGCGCUCUGGAAAAGCUGGGAGAUGUCCACAAGCAGAACACAAGCCCCCCACGGUGGUCCCUGACAGACAGGAAACGUGAGCGGAUGCAGAUGAGGCUGAAGGCCAGCACGGUAACACAGGCAGCGGAUCCCACCGGUCUUCCACUUUCCUCCGUUCCUCCGUGUCCCCAUGAGAUGACCGUAGCUUCACCAGCAGCAACAACAUCAGAAGAAGAAAGUAUAGGAAGCGAGCAGCAGCCUUUGGGGCAAACUGAUCGGAGCGAUGCCAGCGACAUGGAAGCAGCCCCAGCUGAGGAUACGAAGCUCGAAUUUUCCAGUUUGAGUAAUUAUGAUAACUCCGAAAAUGGCAAGUGGGCCACAGAUGAUAUCCCAGAUAAUCUGAACACUAUCAACAAGCAGCCCAAUGAGUCAGAAUCCAUCAUGAAUUCCCAGUCUUCUCCCAGUUACACCGCCCAGUUUGAAACUGCUUUCCCGUGUACGCCCGUAGAGAAGCUGAUGGCUUGUCAGGAGAAGAACCCAGUGAGUGGCCUUACCGAAUAUUCCCAGUACACGUACCAGCACUGUGAGUUUGCCAUGCUGGAGCAGAGCGGACCCUCUCACGAGCCACGAUUUAAGUUCCAGGCAGUGAUUAAUGGGCGCCGAUUCCCACCGGCAGAAGCAGGGAGCAAAAAACUCGCUAAACAGGAGGCAGCAGCUAACGCUAUGAAGGUCCUGAUGAGCGAAGCGGAGAACGGAAGACAGGGUGGAAUUAAAUGUGAAGAGCCGUUUCCCUCUGACAACUCUGAACUGGAAUUGCCUUUGCAUCCAGAGCCGGAGCCAUCGUCGGUGCCAGCUCAGCUCAACCUGCUUCCUGGGAAGCACCCUAUCAGCGUGUUAAUGGAGUACGGACAAAAAUCAGGGAACACGAUUGAAUUCCAGCUGCUCUCUCAGGAAGGCCCACCUCACGAUCCGAGGUUCAGCUACUGUGUGAAAAUGGGUGACCAAAUUUUCCCUGCUGUGGUAGGAAACAGCAAGAAGGGAGCAAAGCAAAUGGCAGCAGAAGUUGCUGUGAAGAUUCUUUCUGGAGAGUCUGUACCCCAUGUCUUGCCUGAACAGCCUGUCGUGAAGCCCCACAGUGACCAGUCCACGCACAGCUGUGGACCUUGGAUCGCCACUCUGGAUGAAUCCAAGGUGGCGAAAGCAAAGGGCAUUGGGGAGCUCAUCAAAUACCUUAACGCCAAUCCUGUCAGCGGCCUGCUGGAAUACGCCCGCUCCAAUGGCUUUGCUGCAGAGUUCAAACUCAUCGACCAGUCAGGACCUCCCCAUGACCCCAAGUUUGUCUAUCAGGCGAAGGUUGGAGGCCGCUGGUUCCCGGCUGUAACUGCGCACAAUAAAAAGCAGGGCAAGCAGGAGGCAGCUGAUGCAGCACUCAGAGUCCUGAUUGGGGAAACAGAGAAGAUUGAGCGCGUGGAAGGGACGAACAUCACUGAGCUCCCCGUGAGCGGCAGUACGCUACACGAUCAGAUGGCUAUGCUGAGCCACCAGCGCUUCAACACCCUCACCGCUCGCAUCCAGCACAGUCUGCUUGGGCGGAAGAUCCUGGCUGCCAUCAUCAUGCGGAAAGGAAACAAGGAUCUGGGAGUGGUGGUCAGCAUCGGAACGGGUAACCGUUGCGUGAAAGGGGAAGAGCUGAGCUUGAAGGGGGAGACAGUGAAUGACUCCCAUGCAGAAAUCAUUUCUCGAAGAGGCUUUGUGAGGUUUCUUUAUAGUGAGUUGAUGAAGUAUGACCCGUCUAAUCCUUCCUCUGCAGAAGAGAGCAUUUUUGAGCCAGCAGGAGGGAAGAAACUCAAAAUAAAGAGCGAUGUUACCUUCCACCUCUACGUCAGCACAGCACCUUGUGGAGACGGGGCACUCUUUGAUAAAUCCUGCAGCGACCAGGCGAGUGUGGUGGGGCAAGCCCAGCAUCAACCUCUCUUUGAGAACCCCAAACAAGGCAAACUGCGGACCAAGGUGGAGAACGGGGAAGGUACCAUUCCUGUGGAGUCGAGUGACAUUGUGCCCACGUGGGAUGGGAUCCAGCACGGGGAGCGGUUGCGAACCAUGUCCUGCAGUGACAAAAUCUUACGCUGGAAUAUACUUGGCUUGCAAGGGGCAUUGUUGUCACACUUCGUGGAGCCGGUUUAUCUCAGCUCUGUUACACUUGGUUACUUGUACAGUCAGGGUCAUUUAACACGUGCAAUCUGCUGCCGCGUUGCGAGAGAUGGGAACGCGCUGCAGGAAAAGCUCCGGGCUCCGUAUCGCGUUAACCAUCCCGAGGUUGGGCGAGUCAGCGUAUACGACUCUGCAAGGCAGACGGGCAAGACGAAGGAGUCUUCAGUGAAUUGGUGUCUUGCUGAUGAAAGCGAAGUUGAAGUCUUGGAUGGCACAAAAGGGAAAGUAGAUGGACCGAAGCUGGAGGUGUCUCGUGUGUCCAAGAGGAAAAUGUUCGCCCUGUUCCAGCAGUUGUGCGCCAAGAACAACUGCAGAGACCUGCAGAACCUCUCGGUGUACUCGGAUGCGAAGGAGGCAGCCGUGGCGUACCAGGAAGCCAAGCAGCGCUUCUUCAGCACGCUGGAAGAGAUGGGCUACGGCAGCUGGAUCCGCAAACCCCAAGAGGAAGAUAAUUUUUCUUUCCUCGAUGCAUAAUGAGACGCCCCGUGCCUGUGGGGGGGUGAGCGUGCACAGGCGUGUGCAGGGGUGUCUGCGUUCUUUUUCCACCACCUUCUUUGUGAAGUGGAACUGGGAGUGUGCAGCAGUUUCCCCCGUAGGCCUGGCUGCCUUCUCUCUGCUGUUGUCACUCGGACUCUGCCCUUUCUCUUUUUAAAACAUGCAUGAAAAUUCUUGUCUCUUUUUUAAACUAGGGCAGGCUCUGUCCCCAUUUGCUUUUAUGGUUUUUUUGUCUCCUCUUUUUUAAAAGAAGGCACAAGAAACCAGAGGGAUUCUCAGACUGUGAGCUUGAAACCUUUGGACCGUGCACUACAGAUCCCUCUGGCAGGUUUUGAGGCAAAUUUUCUCUUUUGGAAAAAAAAAAACAAAAAAAACACAACCAAAAACCAAAACCAAACUGACUGGCUGGUCUUAACGUGUCUCUGUCGAAAGGUGGCUGGCAGCCCGGCUGAGCUGGGAUGUGGGACUGAUCUCUGCAAGAAGGACCAGCAGAACAUUCCGCGUUAAUAAUAAAAAAAGAAAAUUUCUG